AACAAUCCAACUCAUCCCACUUUCUCUUGCUCUCAAUUCUCAUACCUUCAAACAAAGUAAAAAAAAAACAGGGGCGACUAAAUUUAUUUGAAGAACACAUUUGUUUGAAAAAACAGAGAAAACAUAAAAAUGGCAGGAAAGGGAUCAUGUUUUUUAAUGGCAGUUAUUGUAAUUGCUGGAUUAUCAGGGAUGUGUUCAGCUCAAAGUACAUCUCACAUUGUUGGUGGUACUACUGGUUGGGCUAUCCCUUCUUCUCCUUCUUUUUACUCUACUUGGGCUAAUGGUCAAACCUUCUCCGUCGGUGACACUCUUGUGUUCAAUUUCCCAACUAAUGCCCACACAGUAGCCGAAGUGAGCAGAGCAAACUUCAACGGAUGCAAUGGAGCCAGCCCUAUUGGCGCUCUCCGUACCACCGGACCCGCUAACGUUACCCUCACCACCGCCGGAACUCACUACUACAUCUGUACCGUCGGCACCCACUGCACCAACGGACAGAGGCUCUCCGUCACCGUCACUGGUCCUUCCGGUGGAGCCUCACCCGCCGCUUCUCCCACCACAUCACCCUCUGGUACCGCCCCCGCUCAAAGCCCCGGUACCUCCGCUGACACCCCUUCUGGAAGCCCCACCGUCCCUGCCGCCUCUACCCCAACCGCUGAUAGUCCUGCCGGUUCAUCCCCAUCUGCCAACUUCGCCACUUCCACCGGUGUUACCAUGUUCUCCUUGGUUUCUGUUGCUGCCGCGGCUUUGAUGUUCUAGACAUGAGUUUUGUUGCACAAUAAUGUUAUUGGUUUUGGGUGUUACUUAUUUACCCUCUCUUUUUUAGUUUUUUUUUAUUGCUAAUUAAUUUUUGGUCAUCAGGAUUAUUGUUUACAUAUAUUUUUGGUAGUUCUUGUGUAAUAAAGCUGGUUUUUCAUUCAGCUUCUGUGUACUCGUACAUUUAUUUGUUAUGAAUAUAUUUUCUUCUCAUUCUUAUUAAA
Molecule: messenger RNA, 977 nt
Organism: Spinacia oleracea (spinach)
Lineage: Eukaryota; Viridiplantae; Streptophyta; Magnoliopsida; Caryophyllales; Amaranthaceae
Product: cucumber peeling cupredoxin
Exons: 2
Coding region: 130-756 (208 amino acids)
Cellular component (GO): plasma membrane
Molecular function (GO): electron transfer activity
Source: RefSeq, a predicted model, not a curated record